Lepidothrix coronata (blue-crowned manakin) is the source of this 2924-nucleotide messenger RNA. It is a transcript of the gene MACO1, whose product is annotated as transmembrane protein 57. The record is from RefSeq and is a predicted model, not a curated record. Gene Ontology annotation, biological process: neuronal signal transduction. Gene Ontology annotation, cellular component: rough endoplasmic reticulum membrane. The coding region runs from base 173 to 1912 and encodes 579 amino acids. Lineage: Eukaryota; Metazoa; Chordata; Aves; Passeriformes; Pipridae. The transcript is spliced from 10 exons.
GGGGUGAGGAAGGUAAAAUAAAAUAAAAAAAAAUAUAGACCCGGGAAAAAAGGAAAAAAAAUAAAAUAAUAAUAAUAAAAAAAAACCAACAAGAAGCCGCGUCGCGAACCCCCGGCGGGGGCGGAUGGUGCUGCCGUGAGCGGGGCGGGCCGGGCCGCGCCGGGCCGGCGGGAUGAAGCGGCGGAGCGCGGACUGCAGCAAACUGCGGCGGCCGCUCAAGCGGAACCGCAUCACCGAGGGCAUCUACGGCAGUACUUUCCUGUACCUGAAGUUCCUGGUGGUGUGGGCACUUGUGCUGUUGGCAGAUUUUGUCCUGGAGUUCAGAUUUGAGUAUCUGUGGCCAUUCUGGCUCUUCAUCAGGAGUGUUUACGAUUCCUUCAGAUACCAGGGUUUGGCCUUCUCAGUAUUUUUUGUUUGUGUAGCAUUCACAUCCAAUAUAAUCUGUCUGCUCUUCAUACCAAUCCAGUGGCUGUUUUUUGCUGCCAGCACCUAUGUUUGGGUACAGUAUGUCUGGCACACAGAGAGGGGGGUGUGCUUACCAACAGUAUCACUGUGGAUACUUUUUGUUUAUAUUGAAGCAGCCAUUAGAUUUAAAGACUUAAAAAAUUUCCACGUAGACCUUUGUCGUCCAUUUGCAGCACACUGUAUUGGCUACCCUGUUGUGACUUUGGGCUUUGGCUUUAAAAGUUACGUCAGCUACAAAAUGCGUUUAAGAAAACAGAAAGAAGUGCAGAAGGAGAACGAGUUCUACAUGCAGCUCCUGCAGCAAGCACUGCCCCCAGAGCAGCAGAUGCUGCAAAGGCAAGAGAGGGAGGCAGAGGAAGCAGCCAAAGGAUUAUCUGAUAUGGAUUCCUCAAUACUUCUGCAGCACAAUGGAGGCAUUCCAGCCAAUAAAAAAAUAUCUGCAACGUUGCCAGAGCUAGAAUAUAGAGAAAAAGGGAAAGAAAAGGACAAGGAUGCGAAGAAACACAACCUUGGAAUAAAUAACAAUAUUUUGCAACCUGUAGACUCUAAAAUACAAGAAAUUGAAUAUAUGGAAAACCAUAUCAAUAGUAAAAGAUUAAAUAAUGAUCUUGUAGGAAGUACAGAAAACCUCUUAAAAGAGGACUCAUGCACUGCCUCGUCCAAAAAUUACAAAAAUGUCAGUGGAGUUGUGAACUCCUCACCUCGCAGUCACAGUGCAACUAAUGGGAGCAUCCCCUCCUCAUCCACUAAAAAUGAGAAAAAACAGAAAUGUGCCAGCAAGAGCCCGAGCACACAUAAGGACUUAAUGGAAAAUUGUAUUCCUAAUAACCAGCUAAGCAAACCAGAUGCACUGGUAAGGUUGGAACAAGACAUCAAGAAGCUAAAGGCUGACCUGCAGGCCAGCAGGCAGAUCGAGCAGGAGCUGCGCAGUCAGAUCAGUUCCCUGACCAACACAGAGCGGGGGAUCCGCUCGGAAAUGGGGCAGCUCCGGCAGGAAAACGAGCUCCUGCAGAACAAGUACGGCUGGGGGGAUGUCCUCGGACUGUCAACUGACAAUUUGCAUGAAUAUGAGCUGAGGAAGUACAAGGAAAACGAGAAGGAUACGGAGGUGUUAAUGUCAGCACUUUCAGCCAUGCAGGAUAAAACACAGCACUUAGAGAACAGCCUGAGUGCAGAGACCAGGAUCAAGCUGGAUCUGUUCUCUGCAUUAGGAGAUGCAAAAAGGCAGCUUGAGAUUGCCCAAGGGCAAAUCAUUCAAAAAGAUCAGGAAAUCAAGGACCUAAAACAGAAGAUUGCAGAAGUUAUGGCAGUAAUGCCCAGCAUAACAUACACUGCAGCCACCAGCACUCUGAGUCCUGUUUCCCCACAUUACUCUUCCAAAUUUGUGGAGACCAGCCCUUCCGGACUCGAUCCCAAUGCCUCUGUUUAUCAGCCCUUGAAGAAAUGAAUGCCAAGUUUUCUUUUUUGCCCAGUGAUUUUUUUUUGUCAUGCUGAAGGCAUCACACAGGAGUGUCUCUUGCAGUCAAGAUGAAAUUGUAUUGUGUGAGACUGUAUUUGUUGUCAUUUAAAACAGGAUAAAAGAACAUCUGGAUUGACUAGAACUGCCCAUCAGUUUUUCUUGUAAAUUUUUAGAAAACCUCACAGAACUUUGCAAUUUAUUUUCCUUGGCCAAUGCAUUAAAAACAAUUCUUGGUUUUCAAGUAGCCAAUUUUGCCUUUUUAUGUACUCUUGCAUGGUUUCCUCUUGAAAAAAAUACAGGGCUUUGCUUGAUUUUGAACCCUUUCUUCUCUUUUUUUUUUUUUUUUUGGUUUAAUAAUCAAAAAUGAAUUUGCAGAUUCGUUCAGAAAUAGUGAGGAAAAAAAAAUCUUUAGUUUUUACAGCGAAAGGGUUAAAUAAUCUAACAAAGCUUUGAUUUAUAGAUGUAUUAAAUGCAAAUACGUGAUGUUGCAGAAGAUAAUUUGAUUUUUACCCCCCUCAAAGGACCAAACAAAUUUCAGGGGCGUUGUUUAAGGGGAAGAGUAAGAGAAUAGAUGAUGAUGUGACGGUGGUUGUUGUGUGAAAUAUUUAUAUUCCCAUUGGUGUUUUUAGUCAUUGAGAAUUGCUAACAGUCUUGUUCACAGUGCCUUGGGAAAAGACAUUUCAAGAGGAAACUUGAUAGUUUAAACUAUUUUUUCCCCCUUCACUGUCAUCUAUCUUAUAUAUCAAGCUCAUUACAGAGUCUACUGCAAAUUGUACAUGGUAAUUUGGAUGUUCAUUAUAAACCAAGGUUACAUCUUCUGUUUAUUUUGAUAUAAACUCAGCAGUGUUCUGUAACUUGCCUUGAUUAUUCUGCAUCAUGGAAGGCACAAUAUUAAUCCAGAAGCGUUAACGUGAAGGUGGAGCUGUGCAAUGUACUGUAUACAAGAGACUGUAAAGCUGGCUAAUAAAACCUGCAGUUCUGGGGGUUUUUUUUUAUUUUA